CGCUCGGCUAAGACUCGGACUGUUCACAAUGUGUCUCUCUAACCUCACCAUUCAAUCGUUAUCCCACCAUGGGCUUGCCGCUAACCCGCGACUCGGUCCUCCAAGCUCAUGAGCUCGUCAAACCCCACAUCCACCUUACACCAGUCCAAACCAACACCACGCUCUCGAUUCUCGCAUCAACGCCUCAGUCGCCCGAUGCAUUGAAGGGCACACAAUGGGAGGGCCAGACGCCCGCGAAGCCGAACGUCAGGUUGUUCUUCAAGUGCGAAAACUUCCAGCGGAUUGGUGCGUUCAAAGUCAGAGGUGCUUUCCAUGCUGUCAAGAGAUUGAUCGAAGAACGGGGAAUCGAAGAGGUUAGGAAGACAGGUGUAGCUACACACUCAUCCGGAAACCAUGCCCAAGCUCUUGCCCUUGCGGCAAAAGCUUUCCACAUUCCUGCUCAUAUCGUCAUGCCCUCCGUAUCUACUCCUUCAAAAAUCGCUGGCACGCAAGCCCAGGGCGCCACAAUUCACUUCAGCGGCUCUACAUCCCAGGAACGAGAAACGGCAGUCAAAGAAGUGAUUGCGAAGACAGGGGCGACGCUUGUCCCGCCCUACGACCAUCCACACAUAAUCCUGGGCCAGGGUACCCUGGCACUGGAAUUGCAAUCUCAGGCCAGGGACUUAAUAUCCCAGAACAAGGAGCUCAGCGUUGGGGAAGUGAACAAGGGUCUCGAUGCUGUUAUCACACCAUGCGGGGGUGGGGGAAUGCUGUCUGGUAGUGCGGUUGCGUUGUAUGGCACAGGAAUCCGCGUAUUCGGUGCAGAGCCCAGUUUUGAGGGCGCAGAUGAUGCGCGCCGCGGCGUGGAAGCCGGCAAACGUAUCGAAAGUGUCAAGACAUUGACAAUCGCUGAUGGUUUGCGCACACCACUGGGGGAAUGGACGUGGAAGGUUGUGUCAAACAAAUCCAUGGUUCAGGGCUUGUAUAGUGUAACUGAGGAGCAAAUAAGAGGCGCGAUGAGGCUAGUACUAGAGCGGAUGAAGUGUUUUGUGGAGCCGAGUGCGGUGGUUGGAUUAGCCACAAUUCUCUACAAUGAGGAAUUCCGACAUAUGGUGGAAAGAGCGGCUGGUGACGAAGGCUGGAAUAUAGGGGUGGUUUUCAGCGGGGGCAAUACGACUGUGGAGGCUAUUAGCAAGCUGUUUGCUCCAGUGAUAGACGCAAAAGCAGAGUAGACCAAGGGGGGCAGUGGGAAAGGAUGCGAGUAGAGUGGCUGAAAAUGUGGCGGGCUAGGAGUUGAUGCGGCAUCAAAGCGAUAAAGGUGGCCAUCAUCUUCUCAAUGUGGCAAAGCCUGAGGCCUGAAAUCUAGACGUCUAUAUUGGCCUUACUUUCUUACUAUAACACUCCCCAACUAGCCUAGUCAUUUCUCCCCACGGCUUCCCUAACUAAUGCCCUUGUAUCAGUCUCCUCGACCUCGCUCUCAACACGGCCUUC
Lindgomyces ingoldianus is the source of this 1470-nucleotide messenger RNA. RefSeq names its product tryptophan synthase beta subunit-like PLP-dependent enzyme. Bases 69 to 1211 code for a protein of 380 amino acids. Gene Ontology annotation, molecular function: magnesium ion binding; threonine racemase activity; D-serine ammonia-lyase activity. Gene Ontology annotation, biological process: D-serine biosynthetic process; pyruvate biosynthetic process; L-serine metabolic process. Lineage: Eukaryota; Fungi; Ascomycota; Dothideomycetes; Pleosporales; Lindgomycetaceae. The transcript has 2 exons. The record is from RefSeq and is a predicted model, not a curated record.